GUGACGUCACCGGGCUGCGCUGCGUUCCUGCAUCUGUUGUGAUUCGGAUGAAAGGACAAAGUGUCAAAACACACAUAAAAACUCCUUCUGAAGCAGCUGAGAUCCACGUGACACACUAUUAUUAAGAUGGCGUAUAUUAAAGAGGAGAGUGAAGACACGAGGAUUGAAGAAGCAUUCAGAGUUAAACAUGAAGAUACCGAGGAAUUCAGAGUCAAACAUGAAGAUACUGAGGAACAAACAGACACGAUGCCACCAAAAGAGGAGCGACAAGAACUGAAUGAAAUGGAAGAGAAGGAUCAGAAUGAGGAACUUCAUGAUUUCAUAACUGGAAAAAAAUCUGUAAAGACUGAAAAAAUGUCCUCACGAAAAAGAGCCCAGAAGACCAAAUCUAACACCUGCCAUCAGUGUGGAAAGUGUUUCAGUGAGAAAAAAAACCUUAAUGACCACAUGAGAGUUCACACUGGAGAAAAGCCUUUCACCUGCCCUCAGUGUGGAAAGAGUUUCAGUCUCACAGGAAACCUUAAAAUCCACAUGAGAAUUCACACUGGAGAGAAGCCUUUCACCUGCCCUCACUGUGGAAAAAGUUUCAGUCACACAGGAAACCUUACAAGCCACAUGAGAAUUCACACUGGAGAGAAACCUUAUGCAUGCCAACAGUGUGGAAAGUGUUUCAGUGGGAAAAAAAUCCUUAACGACCACGUGAGAAUUCACACUGGAGAGAAACCUUACACAUGCCAACAGUGUGGAAAGGGUUUCAAUGGGAAAAAAAUCCUUAAAGACCACAUGAGAACUCACACUGGAGAGCAACCCUACAUAUGCCAACAGUGUGGAAAGUGUUUCAGUCAAAAAGCGAACCUUAUAAGCCACAUGAGAAUUCACUCUGGAGAGAAGCCUUACACCUGCAAACAGUGUGGAAAAUGUUUCACUAAAAAGUGGAACAUCAUAAAACACAUGAGAAUUCACACUGGAGAGAAGCCUUACACAUGCUCUCAGUGUGGAAAGUGUUUCAGACAUAAACCAUCCUUUGAUUCCCACAUGAGAAUUCAUACUGGAGAAAACCCUCACACGUGCAAAUUGUGUGGGAAGAGCUUUACACGAAAAGGAUCUCUUAAGACUCACAUGGUCAUUCACACUGGAGAGAAGCCGUUCACCUGCCAACAGUGCGGAAAGAAUUUCAAUCAACAAGGAAACCUUAAAGUCCACAUGAGAAUUCACACCGGAGUGAAGCCUUACACCUGCAAACAGUGUGGAAAUACUUUCACUGAAAAAGGAAACCUUAAAAAACAUAUGAGAGUUCACACAGGAGAGAAGCCUUACACCUGCAAACAGUGUGGAAAGAGUUUCAAUCAACAAGGAAUCCUUGAUGUCCACAUUAGAGUUCACACUGGAGAGAAGCCUUACACCUGUCAACAGUGUGGAAAUAGUUUCACUGAAAAUGGAAACCUUAAAAGGCACAUGAGAAUUCAUACUGGAGAGCAGCCUUAUGCAUGCCUUCAAUGUGGAAAGAAUUUUAAACAUAAAAGCAUUUAUAAUGCCCACGUGGGAAUUCACACUGGAGAGAAGCCUUUCACCUGCCAACAGUGUGGAAAACAUUUCAGUCAACAAGGAAACCUUAAAGUCCACAUGAGGGUUCACACCGGAGAGAAGCCUUACACCUGCAAACAGUGUGGACAUGGUUUCAUUAAAAAAGAAAGCCUUAAAAGACACAUGAGAGUUCACACUGGUGAGAAGCCUUACACAUGCUCUCAGUGUGGAAACAGUUUCACUCAACUAUCGAGCUUUAACAGGCACAUGAGAAUUCACAUCAGAAAGGAGCAUUAAACCUCCAAAUUGUGUGGAAGAACUUCACAACAAAACUAAACCUCAAGGCCAAUGUAUACUUCGGUUUUUACGUCUACACGAGGGUCUGCGUACAGUAUGCAUGACACAAAAUUCACCAAAAUAGUAUGCGCACCAUCUGAUUUUUGUACCUGUGCGUACUUUGUACGUGCAGGUCACAUAUGAGCAUUGACUUGGUUUUGCACUAAUCAGUUGUUCCAAGGGGGCAACACUGGUCCAGGUCAUUGUUUUUUUUUGCAGUAGAAAACAAAACUAAAGAGACAGAACAACAAUGCUAACAAUGCUAGUGUUUGGGUACAAAAACUAAUUAUACUUUAGGUAUCACAUGAACAGUUACACCGGUGAGAAUCUGUGUACAUUUGGUCAGUGUGGGUGGGGGUUG
Molecule: messenger RNA, 2221 nt
Organism: Sinocyclocheilus rhinocerous
Lineage: Eukaryota; Metazoa; Chordata; Actinopteri; Cypriniformes; Cyprinidae
Product: gastrula zinc finger protein XlCGF57.1-like
Exons: 5
Coding region: 127-1821 (564 amino acids)
Biological process (GO): regulation of transcription by RNA polymerase II
Cellular component (GO): nucleus
Molecular function (GO): DNA-binding transcription factor activity, RNA polymerase II-specific; RNA polymerase II transcription regulatory region sequence-specific DNA binding
Source: RefSeq, a predicted model, not a curated record